This is a messenger RNA of Vanrija pseudolonga, 435 nucleotides long. RefSeq lists its product as uncharacterized. The coding region runs from base 1 to 435 and encodes 144 amino acids. The transcript is spliced from 5 exons. NCBI's taxonomy places the organism in Eukaryota, Fungi, Basidiomycota, Tremellomycetes, Trichosporonales, Trichosporonaceae. The record is from RefSeq and is a predicted model, not a curated record.
AUGCAAGCCGACCAGACGAGCUACCCAGCCCCGCCCCGCCCCCCACCGCUGUACGCCAUAUCCGGCCGCAGCGUCGCGACCUCGCGCAUUCACGAGUUCGUCAUGGCGCGCGACGAGGCGUUUAGUCUGGGCGAGUACCUCGUCAUCAAGCAAGAGCUGGGCGACGCGCUCUCGCGCGUGGGGGGCAUCGCCUCCUUCACCGUCGCCCGUCCGCCAGCCGUCGGACGCGUCCUCGUCACCAUGGUCCCAGGCAACUCCCUCCGCACGCGCGGCAAGACGUUCGUCGCGCAAACAAUCCAGUGGGCGACCGAGCUCCCCGUGCGGGUCAAGCGCCACGACAACCGGUUCAUCGUCGACGGCGUGGUCGUCACCGCUGAGGGAUGGCGCGUUAAUGGGGCUGAGGAGAAGCCGCGGACUAGCGGCACAAAGUGGUAG